UUCUGUGAACUCAUUUUCUCUUUUGCUAUGCUUUCAUGUGAACUUGAGUUAACCAACUUUUUUUAUCUGUGAUUUGCUUCAAUUGUCACCUCAUCUUCACUUCAUACAUCCCUUUAUAUAUAUUCAAUCUCUAUUCUUCACUUUCUAUUCUCACACCCAUAAAUUAAGCUACUAUAUAUUCAUAAAAGUGAAUCGAAUUAAUUAAAGUUUGAGAGAUCGAUAAAAGAGACUACGUAACAAGUAUAAGAGUAGAAGAAGAUCAGAUUGAAGAAAGAAGAUCAUGAAGAGAUCGAUUGCUCUAGUAGUUCUUCUCAUUGUGCUCCUUGUUUUGCCAAACAUCACCGUUUCUAGACACAUCACUAGACCACGUUUCUAUCGCAACGCUCACCGAGCCGCACAAGGAAGAAUGAGAGGCAACAUGAACCCAAGAGGUAGACCAGCAAUGAAGCCUAGAGGGCCAGGACCCGACACCGUUGAAAUCGCGGGUUCAAGCUUGCCCGACUGUUCUCAUGCUUGUGGUUCAUGCUCACCAUGUAGGCUAGUUAUGGUGAGCUUUGUAUGUGCUUCUAGAGAAGAAGCCGAGACUUGUCCAAUGGCUUAUAAGUGUAUGUGUAAAAAUAAGUCAUAUCCAGUUCCUUAAAAUUAAUCUUUGUAAUAUUUUUGUAAGGGCUAAAUCUAAAUUCUUGUCAAGCACUAGCUAGCUACUAGUUCAAUGUAACAUAGUUUAUUCUCAUUUUAUUUUAUUUCUUUUAUUGAUUAUAUAGUUC
Molecule: messenger RNA, 767 nt
Organism: Chenopodium quinoa (quinoa)
Lineage: Eukaryota; Viridiplantae; Streptophyta; Magnoliopsida; Caryophyllales; Amaranthaceae
Product: protein EPIDERMAL PATTERNING FACTOR 1-like
Exons: 2
Coding region: 281-640 (119 amino acids)
Biological process (GO): stomatal complex development; guard cell differentiation
Source: RefSeq, a predicted model, not a curated record